AUGAAAAUGCAUUCUGAAAAAUCAGGCAUAUUCUGCGGACAGACUGCAGUCGAUCAGGUUUCUGUUCUGGAUUUGAAGAAACUAUUGUUCCUUUGAGCAGUUUUACUGACCUUAGUUCAGUUCAUAGUGUAGAAAUCAAACAGAAUUAAUUUCAUCAGUAUUUUUUAUCGAUCAGGCCACAGCUCCAGCAAUGCAUCACUUUAUGUCUUUACUGUUAGUCGUUAUUGGGCUCCAUAUGAGCAUUCAGUCAUAUGUAAUGCAUUCUGAUCCAGACAUCAACAGAAAAAACAGAUGGUGGCUGAAAGUGUACUAUACAACGAACUGGGGAUCGUGGGGGGUUAAAGACAUCUGUCCAAAUGGAACGUAUGCUGCAGGGUUCAGUCUAAAGGUGGAACAGCUUUCCCAAGGCUUUUGGGAUGACAACACUGCACUGAAUGGGAUUCGCCUUCACUGCAUCGAUCCGUCCAAAGGCUUGUCAAGCUCAUAUGAGAACUACGCCACAGUUGAGUCAGAAGUAGGAAGCUGGGGUAAGUGGACAGAAAUCAAAUGGUGUCCUUCUGGAUUACUGACAGCUUUUCAGCUGAGAGUCGAAUCUUCCCAAGGAAUUGAAGACGACACGGCCGUCAACAACAUCAGAUUCAGAUGCAGUCGAGGGUCUUUGCUGGAGGGUGAUGGCACAGCCUGGGGCGAGUGGGGAUAUAUGAGCACAACAUGUAAAGGAAAAGCGAUUUGUGGCAUCCAGACACAGGUGGAAGAGCCACAGGGAAUGAGAGACGACACCGCUCUCAAUGAUGCCUGGAUGUUAUGCUGCGAUUAAGGUGUAAGAGGACGACAGCAAAGAACAGCUAAAAGAUCAGAUGGAUUGUAAUAACUGAUCGAAUGCAAUGAUGAGCUAACAAAGCUGUGGUAUGACACUGUGAAAAUGCAUAUUCAACUGGUCAUUAUCACAAAACUAAAUAAAAUCUUGUAGUCUCAUAUCCUUUAUCAAAACAUUUUACAUCAGAUGUUUGAUUGCAUUAGUGCAUGUGGCAUACGGUUCGACCUAAAGUGACUUACACUGCAUUCAAAGUCUUAUCCAUUAAUGCUUUUCUUGGAAAUGAACAGUGAACUCUACAGGAACACUCAUGAACUCUCAUCUUUCUUUUAUAGUUUGAUAAGAACAUGAAUGAAUAUCAAAACGUAGGCUAUUUUAUAAGAUAGCCCAGUACAACUCAAAUGUCUCAUGUAAUUGCUUAUUCAGUGCAAUGUAACAAAACAUUUACCAUAAAUAUUUUUACUG
Carassius auratus (goldfish) is the source of this 1279-nucleotide messenger RNA. RefSeq names its product vitelline membrane outer layer protein 1-like. The record is from RefSeq and is a predicted model, not a curated record. Bases 191 to 817 code for a protein of 208 amino acids. The transcript is spliced from 5 exons. NCBI's taxonomy places the organism in Eukaryota, Metazoa, Chordata, Actinopteri, Cypriniformes, Cyprinidae.